This is a messenger RNA of Patiria miniata (bat star), 762 nucleotides long. Its product is annotated as cell death protein 3-like. Gene Ontology annotation, molecular function: cysteine-type endopeptidase activity. NCBI's taxonomy places the organism in Eukaryota, Metazoa, Echinodermata, Asteroidea, Valvatida, Asterinidae. Bases 1 to 762 code for a protein of 253 amino acids. The record is from RefSeq and is a predicted model, not a curated record. The transcript has 4 exons. Gene Ontology annotation, biological process: proteolysis.
AUGACAGACAUGUGGAUCAAGGGAAUCAACUACAUUUUCAGCGUUGAAUGCCCGUGCCAGCGCAGCUCACUUCACUUUUUGAGUCUGAAAGAGUGCUUGGCUAAAUCGAAGGUUUCCUGCAGGAUUGAUAAGAAACCUCAAAUAUCGAUUGAAACGGACCGAUUCCAAGCCAUGUUCAACCAGGAAAGCUCUGAGGAAGACCCAACAGCUGUUGAUGCCUUGUUUACAGUGGAACCCGACUCUGAAGGUUCCUACGCAGCUUACAAGAUGAAGACAACUCAACCCACACAAGAUAUGCUGAAUCCAGAAAACACUUAUCAGCUGGCGUCGAAAUGCAAAGGACUUGCGUUCAUUCUAAACAACAACAAGCAGCGGGAAGGCUCACAGAUCGAUAUGGCAAACAUGAUUCAUCUCUUUAAAGAACUUGGAUAUACACCACUUCCCUACGAGAAUCUUGAAGGAAAGGAUAUCACCGGGAAUUUCAAGACGUUCGCCUCUUUGUUUAAUCAGAAGGGCGUAAGUUACGACUCAGCCGUGAUAGUAUUGAUGAGCCACGGCGAUAAAGAUGGAGUCAUUCUCGGCACUGAUAAAGUGAAAGUGAAACUUCAAGAUUUGCAUCGGGAGCUGGAACAAGGUGAUGGGCUGGCAGGGAAACCCAAGAUAUACUUCGUGCAGGCGUGCAGGGGGAGUGAGUACAAAUUCCUUCCAAUUGGCCGUAUGAUGGCGCUCUCACGAUCACAUUUUGUGGUUACAAACAGUUGA